CUGUGAAAUCUCGUAGCACAGCCGUUGAAUAAUAUGCAGACGAAAAAUAAUAUCUGCAUCGAUGCAGUUGUGCAAACAUAGGUUGUAAUAUAAGUCGAUGCAUAAUCGGUUGUUGCCUGUCUGGCAUCACAAGACUGGCACUCUGGCACAAGGGUAUUGAAAGACAAAAGAUGUCUCCGAUGUAUUCAAAGUCAAAUAUGAUGAUUAUAAUUCUCGCAGCUAUUUCGUUAUCAAACCUGUUCUUACUUGGAUCCGCCCAGGUCCUCUGCACAAAUCCCUUGGUAAUUGGAGAGCUGUGGAAUUUAAAGUCGAAGAGAUGCGUUGACAUAGGGGGGACCGAUGGAGAAGGGACUGUGCAAACCCACAAGUGCGAUGGGCGUGAAGACCAGCAGAUCAUUCUCUGUGGUGACGGCACGAUCCGCAAUGAGAGGUUGAAUUUCUGCUUCACUCCAAACGGAAAGGGCGAUGGCAAAGUCAAGUCAAAAAGAUGCAACCUUUACCCACAGAUCCCCAAGAAUCAGAGAUGGAGGUUGGGAAGAAAGAAAACAUUUCAUGACAAUGGUGGGAUCAAACAAGAAGCAAGAGAGAUCAUCAAUUUGAAAUCAGGCAAGUGCCUUGACGUGAAAGGAUCAGAUGGGACUGGCAAGAUCCAGAUGUAUAAAUGCGAAAACAAGAAUGAUCAGUACUUCUACUUCCGUUCCCGAGGUAAGCAAAUCGCCUUUGGAAGACUCAUAAACGAAAAGUCCCGAAGAUGCCUUGACGUAAGUGGUAGCGACGGUAAAGGAAACGUUAAUGUAAAAGAAUGUGAAGACAAGCAAGACCAAUGGUUCCGGUUCUACGAAAAUGGGGAAAUUGUCAAUGAGAAGUCCAAACGAUGUUUAGAUGUCAAAGGAGAUGAUGGUACAGGCAAUAUUCAGAUGUAUUACUGUCAAGACAAACGAGAUCAAAUGUGGUCUCAACCAAAAAAGCUGUGCAAUGACGGUUACUGCUCAUUUGUAAACAAGAGAUCCAAUAAAUGUUUGGAUGUUUCAGGAAAAGAUGGUAAAGGAAGUGUUAAAACUCAUGAUUGCGAAGGUUUGUCUGAUCAGCGAUUUAAAUGGGAAGCCGGGAAGUGGACACCUCCAACUGCAAAAUGGUUUUUGGUUGGCUGCAAUGAAAACGGACAGGUUUCUCAUUCAAUUGAAAAUUCAGUCACAUAUGAAUCCACAGUGACAAAGACUGUCACAAUAGAGGUAGCAUCUUCCAUUGAAUCGGACCUGAAGUUUGGUUCAGCCUCAGUGUCCACCACAGUUUCAACUUCCUUGUCAACUGCUUGGACAAAAAGCCAUUCUGAGACAAGUAGCAUCAACUUUGCUUGUGAGUUCUACGACAGUGGAGCCCAGUUCAAGGGAGGAUGUAUGUGGCAGCUGCAAGUUGACACUAAACAAGUAAGCACAGGAAAGUGGCUUACCUGGAAACCUCAGAUCGUCAGGUGUACGAGUUCUGACAAGGAACCUUCUUGUCCACCUUUCACAAAGUGUAGCAACAAAGGCUGUACGCGAUGCAAGUAGAUGUAGCUAAACUAUGAUCAAACUGUAGUGUUUUGCAAUUUUUCUGCAUUAAACUUUAUAUAAUUGAUCAGUUCAGUCAAGCUGCUAUAUGCUUGUAAACUUGCUUAUUAAUUCUCAUUCGCAUAAAUAGCUGCAUAUAGUAA
Rhopilema esculentum is the source of this 1693-nucleotide messenger RNA. Its product is annotated as galactose/N-acetylgalactosamine-binding lectin CEL-III. The record is from RefSeq and is a predicted model, not a curated record. Gene Ontology annotation, molecular function: transporter activity. Gene Ontology annotation, cellular component: plasma membrane; protein-containing complex. Lineage: Eukaryota; Metazoa; Cnidaria; Scyphozoa; Rhizostomeae; Rhizostomatidae. Gene Ontology annotation, biological process: bile acid and bile salt transport.